AUGGUGAGAGAUGCUAUGGGGGCUGGUGAUGCCGAGCUAGAGUUAAGAAAAGCUAAGGCAGAGGAGUUUGUGAGCUUGAAGCAGGGUAAGAAGAGUGUGGAGGAGUAUGCCUUAAGGUUUCAACAGUUUUCCUAUUAUUCUCCUAAGUUGGUAUCAAGCAAGAGGUCUCGAAUGAGGAAGUUUGCUUCUGGGAUGUCUCUUGAAUUGUUGUUGGAGUAUAAGGAUACGAUGUUAAAUAAUAAUAUGGACAUCUCCAGACUAGUAGUGGUCCUAAGGCGCAAAGUGCCUAGUCUCAAGUUGGUGGAGUUUAUUCAGCCUCACCUUACCCUCAUUGCUAAUUUUGUGGUCAGCUUUACCGUGGUUAUUGUGAGGAUGGGAGGAACUUGUGAUUCAAUUAUGGUGGAAAUAGUGAUGGCUUUAGAAGAGAAGUUUGGAGUGUCGAUUGGAGAAGAGGGAGCUCAGAACAUUGCCACCGUCCAAGAUGCUGCUGAUCUCAUCGAGAAAGUCAAGGCAGCAUAA
Capsicum annuum is the source of this 519-nucleotide messenger RNA. RefSeq names its product acyl carrier protein 1, chloroplastic-like. Gene Ontology annotation, biological process: fatty acid biosynthetic process. Bases 1 to 519 code for a protein of 172 amino acids. NCBI's taxonomy places the organism in Eukaryota, Viridiplantae, Streptophyta, Magnoliopsida, Solanales, Solanaceae. The record is from RefSeq and is a predicted model, not a curated record. Gene Ontology annotation, molecular function: acyl carrier activity. The transcript is spliced from 4 exons.